GGAAGUUGAUUUUACUAGGAAAAUAUCUUUUUAUAAAAAUUAUUGUGAAAUCUUUGAGUUACGGAGCUGGAGAGCAGCAAGUUGAAGAUUUUCUAAUCACCUAAUAUCAAUUGUAAAAGCCAUCGCCAUGCUCCACUGGCCAGCACUCGGCUCCAUCAUCCUGCCUAAUGUGGGAGGCUGGACUAACGGCAUCAUCUUCGCCCGUAAGAUCCGUCAGGAAGGCCAACAGUCCUGGUACGAUGAGCUGAAGAAGCCCACCUGGAACCCUCCCAAGUGGGUGUUCGGACCUGCAUGGACCAUCCUGUACAGUGGUAUGGGUUACGCCUCGUAUCUCGUCUACCAAGACUGCGGUGGAUUCACAGAUGAGGCUGUACUCCCUCUGUCCCUGUACGGAGGUCAGCUGCUCCUUAACUGGGCCUGGACCCCCAUCUUCUUCGGUCUGCAUGACCUGAAGCUGGCCUUCAUCGAGAUCGCAGUCCUGUCGGGUGCGGCGGUGGCCACGACCGUGUCCUUCGCGUCCAUCAACAAGACCGCGGGCGCGUUGCUCCUGCCCUACCUCGCGUGGCUCGGCUUCGCCAGCUCACUCUCCUACACCAUCUGGAAGAUGAACCCCAAGGGCCCUCAGGUCAAGGAGAUUAAGGAUGAGAAGUCGCAGUGAAGAUCAUAUUAAGAAACGCUUAAAAAUAAAUCUAUUUACUUAAGUUUAUGAACAAGCAAUGUGUUCCUAGAUUUAGACGCAUAUUACACGCAUCAAGUGCAAUUUAUAUGUAGACUAAGGAUAAUAACUUACUUAGAUCGGUAAGGUCUUUAAAUAAUAUAGUAGUAAAUUAUUUAAAAAUCUGUACUACAAUCUCUACAUGACGUUUGAGCUACAUUCAGCUCAUCUCAAAUAGAACAUCAUGUUUCAGCUACAUUCAGCAUAUUUGAGAUGUAACAUCAUGUUUGGGCUACAUUCAGCUCAUCUCAAAUAAAACAUCAUGUUUAAGCUACAUUCAGCUCAUCUCAAAUAGAACAUCAUGUUUCAGCUACAUUCAGCAUAUUUGAGAUGUAACAUCAUGUUUGAGCUACAUUCAGCUCAUCUCAAAUAGAACAUCAUGUUUCAGCUACAUUCAGCAUAUUUGAGAUGUAACAUCAUGUUUGGGCUACAUUCAGCUCAUCUCAAAUAAAACAUCAUGUUUAAGCUACAUUCAGCUCAUCUCAAAUAAAACAUCAUGUUUAAGCUACAUUCAGCAUAUUUGAGAUGUAACAUCAUGUUUGGGCUACAUUCAGCUCAUCUCAAAUAGAACAUCAUGUUUGGGCUACAUUCAGCAUAUUUGAGAUGUAACAUCAUCAAAUAGUAAAAUUCGGCCUAAGAUUUUAAAUAAUUUACUAUUUUAUAAAACUGAACUGUUGUUUAAUAUAAAUGUCAACUUAUAUUUAAUGUUAUUAAAGCAUAUAUCUAUACACUGUUCAAAUGCUUUACUUACGUCGUGGAAUUAUUAACGCGCAAAUUUUCGCACGAACAUUCGUCAUUUAAAUGUUUUCGAGAAAAACGUCUCCAAAUAAAUAAACAAUCAGUAUUUGUGACGUAUUUUCUAGUAUAUUUAUAUACCAUUUGAUGUAUGUAUGGUUAAAUGUAAGCGUUUGUUAAAAAAAUAUCUGCUUUUUUAUAUUGUUACAGUUUCAUUUAUUUGUUAAGUUGACCACAUGUCUAUUGUCAGCUUUUAACGGUUAAGUUUUUACGAACUGAAACGUCAGAUUUAUACGUGUAUUUAUCAGCUAUUAACACCAAAAAUGUCCAAAAAAAUAUUUUUGUGACCUUCUAACAUAACACAGGAUAAAAAAAAAAUCGUCAAUUUCUGUUCUUAAAUUUCUUUUAUUUCUCUAUCUGUCGCUUCUAUUCACCUUAUACUGAUAGAGAUAGCACGAAUACUAAGAGCAACUUAAAAAUGAGCCAAACGGUGUGUGGUCUACGAUCUUGUAGUAUUAAGAGAAAGUGUCCUUCAGAACUUAAAUAUAAGCAUUCCCUGAAUUGCAUUUAAAAUGCUGACAAACAGACAGGACUUGAGAGUUUAUUUUUUGGUGUAAUUUAUUGUUUUUCGAAUAUCUCUUGUUUGGAGUUGUUUAUGUAAACCUAAAUAAACAAAUUAAUGUGAA
Trichoplusia ni (cabbage looper) is the source of this 2136-nucleotide messenger RNA. Its product is annotated as translocator protein. The coding region runs from base 128 to 658 and encodes 176 amino acids. NCBI's taxonomy places the organism in Eukaryota, Metazoa, Arthropoda, Insecta, Lepidoptera, Noctuidae. Gene Ontology annotation, cellular component: mitochondrial outer membrane. The transcript is spliced from 5 exons. The record is from RefSeq and is a predicted model, not a curated record.